AUGAGCCUCUGCGCGCAUUUUUUACGCAGACAGGCAGAGGCCCUGAAGGCGGACAUGACAGACUCCAAACUGGCACCGGCCGAGGCAUGGACGUCCCGCCAGGCCCUGCAGGAUUUGUACCAGAAGAUGCUGGUCACUGACCUGGAGUACGCCUUGGACAAGAAGGUGGAGCAGGACCUGUGGAACCAUGCCUUCAAAAACCAGAUCACCACCUUGCAGAGCCAGGCCAAGAACCGGGCCAACCCCAACCGCAGCGAGGUGCAAGCUAACCUGUCACUGUUUCUGGAGGCGGCCAGUGGCUUUUACACUCAGCUGUUGCAGGAGCUAUGCAGCGUCUUCAACGUCGACUUACCGUGUCGCGUCAAGUCUUCGCGACUGGGGGUUAUCGGCAACAGACAAAACGGCGGCGACGGCGCCAUCGUGACGCCGCAGCCUAGCUCUUGCUCGUACAUCUGCCAGCACUGCCUGGUGCACCUCGGCGACAUCGCACGCUACCGCAACCAGACCAGCCAAGCCGAGUCCUACUACCGACACGCCGCCCAACUGGUCCCGUCCAACGGUCAGCCAUACAACCAAUUAGCUAUCCUGGCGUCCUCCAAGGGAGACCACCUGACCACCAUCUUCUACUACUGCCGCAGCAUUGCCGUCAAGUUUCCCUUUCCCGCCGCCUCCACCAACCUGCAGAAGGCGCUGUCUAAGGCACUGGAGAGCCGCGAGGAGGCGAGAGGCAAGUGGAGCGUGUCGGAUUUCAUCAAGGCCUUUAUCAAGUUCCAUGGCCACGUUUACCUGAGCAAGAGCGUGGAGCAGCUGGACGCUCUGAGGGAACGUCUGGAGGAGCAAUUUCAGAGGCUGAUCCUGCAGAAGGCCUUCAGCUCGCAGCAGUUGGUGCACAUCACCGUCAUCAACCUGUUCGAGCUGCAUCACCUCCGUGAGACUGCGGACGACGGCCAAUGGGCAGUUAGCUGGUUUCAGCUGCUUGGACUUUUUAUGUCCUUCCUGGGCCUCAUGUGCAGCCGGGUCCUGCUCAAUAAGAACUGCGGCGACGAGGAGGAGGAGGACGCGACAGGCGAGUGCCCCCUACCGGCCAUCAAAGUCUCUCUAGACUGGAUGCGCCUGAAGCCCGGCGUGUUCCGCGAGGCCGCCGUGGACCAGAGGCAACACGUCUGGCCGUGGCUGGUCUCCAUCCUGAACAGCUUCCAGCCCAAAGACCAGCACGUGUCGUCAUCCUCAGUAACGCCGCUGCCAGAAGAGUUUGAGCUUCAAGGCUUCCUUGCCCUCCGCCCGGCUCUCAGGUCAGUGGACUUCACCAAAGGUCACCGGGGCGUCCCAGUGGACCGCGACGCACUUUUGCUGCGCACACGUCACCAGAGGCUCGUAGCGCUGGGGAAGUGGAUCGCCGAUAACCAGCCGGGGCUCAUGCAGUGUCGCGCCGGGGAGGACGGCCUGCUCCUCUUCCUCAGCGACAUUCCCGAGCGAGCCAUCGAGGAGCCGGAGGAGAAGGAUCCCUGCGUGCUGCAGGAGGCAUCCAAUGGCGAGCAGGCGACGGGCGGCCUCAAGUCGGUGCUGUCAGCCGGAAAGACUCCCGGCUCCUGGUCGGACGGCGCCGAGCGGCCCGUGGUCACCUUCAAGGAAAACAUCAAACCUCGGGAGCCCGCCCGCGCCGCUCUCCCCAAGGAAGGCGGGAAGGACCGACGCGACUUCCCCAAAGGGAACGGGACGGCGCCCAAAAGCGAGCCCAAGAGAGACGGAAAGCGGAAGUGCGAGACCAAGAAAGCCGUUCAGGAGAAAGUUCCGGACGCUGGCAAACAGGUGAAAAGUCAGACUGAAGUGAGGAAGACUCCGGUGUCUGAGGCCAAGAAGGCUCCAGCAACUCCCCCUCAAGCUGCCGCGUGCUCUUCCCAAUUCAUCCCCAUCCACCAUCCUGGAGCCUUUCCGCCCCUGCCAAGUCGCCCUGGGUUCCCCCCAUCUGCUUUUGUCAUCCCUCCCCCGGUGGCGUUCCCGGGCCUGCAGGUGAAUCCGGGCUUCGCCUUCUCGGCCGGCGUGUCUGUGCCGGCGCCCUUCCUGCAGCCGGCCACGCAUACGCAGGCGGGCUCGCAGGUGGCCGCUGGGGGGAAGCAGUCCCACAUCCCGUACAGUCAACAGAGGCCCUCUGGGCCUGGCUCCUCAGCUCCGGGCCCUCAGCCACCGCCCUCCCAGCUGCAGGUGACGUCGCCCGCUAAGCCAGUCCAGCAGGUCGCCGUGGCCAAGAGUCCGCCUCACAUGCAGCAGGCUUUCCUGCAAGAUCCUCAGUUGUGGAGUCCAAAUCAAGCGGCGGCACUGCAGAAGCUUCCUGCGUCGGUCCAGAUGACACUCAAGCCGCAGAACUUCUACAUGCCGCCUCAGGAUGCUCUGAAAGUAUACGAGCAACAAAUGGCGCCGCAUGGCGCCGCCCUGGACAAGAAGAUGAAGUUCCCGCCCUAUUGGGACCCCUCCUUCCGGGUGGCGGAGGACAGGAUGAAGAGGGCUCCCUCGGCCGGGGAUCAGGAGACUGGCGGGCUCAGGGGAACCCCCUUUGAGGAGCCCAAAAGCUCGCCUCUCCUCCCUCCCGACUUGUUAAAAUCUCUGGCCGAUCUGGAGGAAGAGGACGAGCUGCUCUUUUCUAAGCCUCCCGAUUUCUUCCGGGUUCUGUCCGCUCCUCUUAGCUCGCUUCCCGGACCCAACAUGUUUCUCCCCAAUCCCAGCAGACAACCGGACGGCGGUCCCGACGCGCUCGGCCAGUCUGGUUCGCUCAUGCCCGUGCAGGAGUACAACCAAAACAGCAUCUUUAGCCAGGCGUACGGCAAGAACCUAGCAUCCGGCUCCAAGGAGAACACUCCAGUCAUGCACCAGGAGACUUCCUUGUACUCUCUGUUCGAGUGGACGCCGUGGUCGCCCUCGCUGCCCGCCAGCUCAGAUCACUCCACGCCGGCCAGCCAGUCGCCGCACUCGUCCAACCCGAGCAGCCUGCCAUCCUCGCCACCCACGCACAACCACGCGGCCGCGCCUUUUUCCAACUUCGGGCCAAUCGGAACGCCGGAUAGUCGCGAGCGCAGAACGCUGGACCGCUGGAAGGCCGACAAGCCAGGAGGCCUGAGCAGCUUGGGUCUGGACUAUCUGCCGGCUGCGGUCUCAGGUGCCGGCUGGCACCAAAACCCACCCGGCAGCAGUUCCUGGACCAAUCAGGAGUCUCCCAUGGAAGAGACGUCCUCCAGCGUGCUGCUGGACAGCUUCAAGUCCAUUUGGUCGAGCUCCAUGAUGCAGCCGGGCCCGUCGGCGCUGGAGCAGCUCCUGCUGCAGCAGAAGCAGAAACAACAACGAGGACACGGUAGCGUCAACCCACCGCACUGA
Messenger RNA from Nerophis lumbriciformis (worm pipefish), 3366 nucleotides. Lineage: Eukaryota; Metazoa; Chordata; Actinopteri; Syngnathiformes; Syngnathidae. The record is from RefSeq and is a predicted model, not a curated record.